AUGUUUCUUUUUACAGAUGUGGAUGAAUGUGAGAAUGAUAAUGGUGGAUGUGGCCACGUUUGUACAAAUACUAUUGGUAGUUACAACUGUUCAUGCAGAAAUGGUUACAUGUUACAUGAAAAUGGACAUAGUUGUAAAGAAUCGGAUUGUACACAUACAAUAAGGCUUGCUGAAGGCGAAAUAACCAGUCCAAACUGGCCAGAUAAUUAUCCUAAAAAGAAAGACUGUACAUGGUUGAUUAUUGGAGCAGCUGGUCAUCGAUUGGAACUGGAAUUUGAUGAAUUUGACUUAGAGCAGCACCAAGAGUGUGCAUAUGACCAUGUCAUGAUUUAUGACGGAGAUUCAGAAGAGAAUCGUAUUUUAGGAAGAUAUUGUGGAAAUCAUAAUCCACAGACAGUGACAGCCAGCAGUAACAAAAUGUAUAUAACCCUUCAUUCUGAUGCUUCCGUCUCAAGGACUGGAUUCUUGGCUAAACAUUAUACAGUGUUGACAAACUUACUUGGUUUUUGGGUGGCAGUGCCAAACGAAAGGCAAUCUUUAAGUGUAGCAAAUAAUAGUGAUGAUGAUAUUAGUGAACUUUUAAUGGAUGAAUUAGGCGAAUUAAAUAUCGAGACAUGCAAAGGCCGUGAAAAAACAUCAGUGCCCAAACUGUGUGUUACACGCUGGGCGGCUAGGGUUACCACGCUGUCAGCCCUGCUUGUCAAAUACAAGAUCGUUUUAGAGUCCAUGGAAGCUAUUAGGGAUAGAAGCAAUGGUGAUGCAAAACGAGACGCAUAUGCUCGUAUGUUAAUUGAUCCCCAAUUUAUAGUGGCACUGGUUGUGGCUCAAUUCAUUUUGAGUUACUGUGCUUGUGUGACAAUAGCACUACAGUCAGUAAAUUGUGACUUGGCAAAGGCAUACAAAGACAUAAAGCUCUGCAAAGAAGCCAUUCGCAAAUCACAUUGUGAUGACAGAUAG
Molecule: messenger RNA, 957 nt
Organism: Saccoglossus kowalevskii
Lineage: Eukaryota; Metazoa; Hemichordata; Enteropneusta; Harrimaniidae
Product: tolloid-like protein 1
Biological process (GO): proteolysis
Molecular function (GO): calcium ion binding; zinc ion binding; metalloendopeptidase activity
Source: RefSeq, a predicted model, not a curated record